Messenger RNA from Owenia fusiformis, 1403 nucleotides. The record is from the annotation of a GenBank genome assembly. NCBI's taxonomy places the organism in Eukaryota, Metazoa, Annelida, Polychaeta, Sabellida, Oweniidae.
AUGAUUAAGCAAUAUAUAUUGGCGAUUUAUUUUAUAUUAGGACUUACAGUUGGUUUGAUAAUUUCGUACAUAGCAGCAAACUUUGGAAAUAUAGUUCUGGACCCGACAAUAAGAAACAAGCUCAGACGUUCAGAAGUUGGACAAGCAGCACGUUUUUCGUUACACAAUGGCACACGUUCUCGAAUAUCUUUCCGAAAUCCACAAUCUCACGAAGAGAUUGAUUCUAUCAAAGGACCAGAAAGGCCAUUUUCAUUUAAUGAUGGACAUCGUCACCAUGAUAACAUCACUUCAGCAGAGACACUAUAUAAGACAGUGCGUGUACUUUGCUGGAUCAUGACUAGUCCACAGAAUCUGAAAAGUAAGGCUCAACAUGUCAGGGCCACCUGGGCAAAACGCUGCAAUAUCAUUAUCUUCAUUAGCUCUGAAACAAAUAAUGAUUUCCCAACUGUGGGGGUUAAUACAACUGAAGGCAGGGAACAUUUAACUGCUAAAACAAUGCAGUCAUUCAAAUACUGCUGGGAUAACUAUAAGGACCAAGCUGAUUGGUUCCUCAAAGCUGAUGAUGAUACGUUCGUCAUUGUAGAAAACCUAAGAUAUUUACUAUCAGCUUAUAAACGGACAGAUCCUAUAUUCUUUGGACAUAAGUUUAAAACAAAUGUAAAACAGGGUUAUUUCAGCGGUGGUGGAGGUUAUGUGUUAUCUCACGAAGCCUUAAAACGAUUUGCUGAGAAAGGAUUGCAAAAUGCAACACAUUGUCCUCCAGAUGGUGGCUCAGAAGAUGUACAGAUGGGAAGGUGCAUGGAGUAUCUGGGGGUCGUCGCGGGAGAUUCAAGAGAUGCUAUGGGACGUAGUCGCUUCCAUUGUUUCACUCCUCAAGAUCAUCUCAAUGGUUUCUACCCUGAUUGGUACUAUAAAUACGAUGCUUAUGGAGCUAAGGAUGGUCCAGGAAACAUGAGCGACUAUGCGAUUUCAUUCCACUAUGUUGACCCGAAAAUGAUGUACCAUUUAGAAUUCUUCACGUAUCACCUGCGUCCAUAUGGCAUCAUCACUGGCAGCCAGGACCUCAAUGCCAAAACAAGUCUGAAGAUUGACAAUCCGAUUCAUGAGACUUAAUAACAAUACUCUGAGUGCACAGGGUCAUCUGGUCAUGGCCAGGAUCAAUGAAUAGCCAAGGAAACGUCUAUAUAGGUCACGUACGAAUUCAGUGAACUGCAGUUUGAAGGCAAUUUGACGCAGUGACGAGGCUCUUACCUGGGUAUACAAAACAUUUGAAAGCUCGUGAAUAUUCGGAAAGUAUUUAAUUGUCAUGAAGUAUAUUAUAUCAUCCAGAAAAGGUUUUAUUUCAUAUUGAAAGAAAACUUUGGUUGUAAACAUUUUUAUAUAUUAGAUAUUUUUUCAUGUUU